This is a messenger RNA of Psylliodes chrysocephalus, 419 nucleotides long. Lineage: Eukaryota; Metazoa; Arthropoda; Insecta; Coleoptera; Chrysomelidae. The record is from the annotation of a GenBank genome assembly.
GUCUAUUUGCAUAAGGAUGAGCAAUCUAAAUAAUUUAUAUCAUUGGUCAAUGUCAAACGUCACUCCAUCAUUAUCACCUGUCAAGUUAUCGUAUUUCAUUUUUUUCAGUAAAAGUAAAAUAAUAAUCCUAGUUAGUCCACUUUUAUUGAAAAAUAAACCAUGGGUAAAGGAUUCGGCCAAUUACACAGGCUAAGAGGUAUUGUUGUAUUCAAGUUAUCUCAUUUCGAGCAGAAAGCUUUUGCUGGUAUUAUAUCUCAUGGAUUUCCCAAUACGCUUCGUAGAAUAUUAGAUCAAAUUCCCUACGUUGUUCCUCCUCUUGGACUUGCUUACAUUAUAUACGACCAAACGGAAAAAGAGCACCAUAGACUAAUGUUAAAAAAUCCUGCUGAUUAUGAAAAUGAUAAGUGAAGUGUAAUUGU